GAACUUGGAGCGUCGCGUCUUAAAAUCCGCUCACUAGAGGACGAGAAACCGGCAAAGUCGAGAGCAAACAAAGAACCUAUCGGUGUUCCCAGGUUUUAUAAGGGUUUUAGGAUUUCGAGACCUCAGUGAGGUUUUAGCUUCUCAGGACGAACAAGGUUUCGGUCUUGUCUUCCGUCUUGGCUCGAUCAAAAAGCUCGAUUUCCAGUAGAAAAAUCGUAGCUUUGCUUGAGAAGAUCUUUUGUACUAUCUUAUUCGAGUGUUUUGGAGCUUGGAAGUGGCAUUUAUAAUGAUAAGUUUUGAGAACAAUAGUUGAGAUUUCUGAGCAAUGCAAAUGCUUUGCGGUGCUGCUCUCUACCAUUAAUUUUAUGCACAGUUCAUCAGAUGCAGCGAAAGAAGCCCGAUCAUCUUUUGUAGGUUUGCAGCUUAAAGGCCAUUCCUCAUAGCGCUUUAGAGCUCCAAAGCUUGGUAUUCUUCAAUUUUUCAUUCAGGAAUUGUUCUUGCUUAGCGAUCUUUAGAAAAGAAAGUUUAGGCUCGCGGCAUGAACACAUUGGGACCAAAAUGAGAGAAUACAUUUCAUCUGAUAACAGAACCAAGCCAGGCAAGUGUUCUGAGCACACUCACACUGUGAAGAUUCAUGGGAAAAACCAUGGAAAUCCUUUGAAGCCCAAGUCCAGUUCCUUAUGGGGAUCCCAAAUUGUGAAAGGCUUCACAAGUGAUAAGAAAACCAAACAGCAGGCAUCAAUUCCUAAUAAGAAGCCACCACUUGCUUGCCCAGAAAUCUCGAAUCAAAAGAAUCAAUUGCCAAAUCAUUCUCGUGUUAAGCGAUCUUUUAUUGGUGAUUUUCCAUGCUCGGCUAAUGCUGCUCAAGUUCAUCCCCAUGUGUAUGAUUGCCAUCGUAUAAAGUCCCCUGCAUCCCAUGAUCUAUUUCUUGAGCUAGAUCACCUCAGAGAACUACUAAGAGAGUCUAAGGAAAGAGAAUUGGUACUACAGUCUGAGCUACUGCAUUUUAAGGAAAGCCCAAUAGUUUUGGAGUUUGAAAAGGAACUUGAUAUCAAGAGGAAUGAAAUUGAGAAUCUUACCGGCAGGGUCAGUUCUCUAGAAGCUGAAAGAACAAACCUUUUGGAGCAAGUGGCCUCUCUAUCCUCUACAAUAGAACAGCAUGAAGAAAAUUCAAGGCCUGAAGGGAGCUUGAACCCAACAUCUGAUCUAAAUGCAGAAAGAAAGACAUCUUAUUCAAGUUUAGAGAUUGAAGUUCUUGAACUACGUCGUCUGAACAAGGAGCUCCAGCUUCAAAAGAGAAAUCUAGCAUUCAGGCUUUCUUCAGCUGAAUCACAACUUGCGGCUCUUGCAAAAGUUACAGAGAGUGACAUAGUGGCAAAAGUUCAGGCAGAGGCAUCAGUAUUACGGCACACAAAUGAAAAUCUAAGCAAACAAGUUGAAGGUCUGCAAAUGAGUAGGCUGACUGAGGUUGAGGAACUUGCUUACCUCCGAUGGGUGAACUCAUGCUUACGCCGUGAACUAAGUAACUCAGACAAAGCAUCAAGGGAGAUUGUAGGUUUAGAUGAUGACUUUAGUUAUGAGAACACGGAGAGAAAUGUUGAUCAUAAAAAUUUAUCAUAUCGUCAGAGCACAUCUGUUCCCAGUGAAAUAUGCAGCUUGAAGAACGAUGGUCUUGUGAAAAAACUAAUGAACUGGCCCCAAAGUGAUGGAGAUUGCCGAAAUUUAGAAUGUCAAGGUAUCCUAGAUAAAGACUGGAUAGAAGCCCAAGAAGGUAGAAGCCCUCGGAGAAGACAUUCUAUCAGUGGACCAAGGGGAUGUGCACAAGAGCUGACCAUUAACAAAAGGCGACAAUCUGAUGGUUUUAUUUGUCCUAAAGAAUUGGAUACUGAAGAAGCAGCGGAUGGAGAUAACUGUGUGGUGAGGGAUAACCUUCAGCUAAUGGUUCAGAAAUAUAAUUUAGGUGGUAUUCAAAGUCCAAGAUUAUGUAUAAGCAAACCAGAGCCAUCCAAGGUUGCAGCUUUGGAUGUUGAGAAGAGGGCACUGCGAAUUCCUAAUCCUCCUCCAAGGCCUUCUACUUCUGUUGCAGAUAUAGAUAAGACAAAUGGGUCAGCUCCAAUUCCACCACCUCCACCACCACCCCCACCUCCUCCCCCCAAGUUCUCAAAGAGAGGCACAGGUGUGAUGCAGAGAGCACCUCAGGUGGCUGAGUUAUACCAUUCACUUAUGAAGAGAGACUCACGAAAAGAUUCUAUUACUGGUGGAAUUUGUGAUGUUCCCAAUGUUGCAGAUGUUCGUAGCAGCAUGAUUGGUGAAAUUGAGAACCGUUCUUCUCAUUUGCUAGCUAUAAAGGCAGAUGUUGAGACUCAAGGUGAAUUUGUGAAGUCUCUAAUAAAGGAGGUGAACGAUGCUGCCUAUCGUGACAUUGAGGAUGUAGUUGCAUUUAUAAACUGGCUUGAUGAUGAACUUGGCUUUCUUGUGGAUGAGAGGGCAGUGUUAAAGCACUUUGAUUGGCCAGAGAAGAAAGCUGACACUCUACGGGAAGCAGCAUUCGGAUACCGUGAUCUGAAGAAAUUGGAAUCUGAAGUUUCAAAUUAUGAGGAUGAUCCUCGUCUUCCUUGCGAUGUAGCAUUGAAGAAAAUGGUCGUGCUAUCUGAAAAAAUGGAGAGAACUGUUUAUAACCUUCUUCGCACAAGAGAUGUGAUGGUGCGCCACUGCAAGGAGUUCCAAAUUCCAACAGACUGGAUGCUUGAUAGUGGUAUCAUUAGCAAGAUAAAAUUUGCAUCAGUUAGGUUGGCAAAGAAAUACAUGAAAAGAGUAGCAAUGGAGCUUCAAUCUAAGGGAGCAUCAGAUAAAGAUCCUGCUUUGGACUAUAUGCUACUUCAGGGAGUGAGAUUUGCUUUUAGAAUUCAUCAGUUUGCUGGAGGAUUUGAUGGAGAGACUAUGUAUGCCUUCGAGGAGCUGCGGAACCUUGCACAUGUCAGAAAUAAGGCAUAGAACAACGAAGGAAACGGGGGAAAACUAUAUAUUACUGGCUUACCUUCUCAGUAAGCAUCAUAUAGAAUCAAAUAUAUGGCAACAUUACCAAGUUCUUUGUAUGUUUGUGGUGUGGAGUUCCAAGGGUUGUUUGUGCAAACCGUUUGUCGUUGCUGUUCUCCAAAGGAAAAACCUUACUGCACUUGGAACUCCAUGUUGAAACAUUUUGUGUGGCUAUCAUAAAUACUUCUGUA
Molecule: messenger RNA, 3227 nt
Organism: Elaeis guineensis (African oil palm)
Lineage: Eukaryota; Viridiplantae; Streptophyta; Magnoliopsida; Arecales; Arecaceae
Product: protein CHUP1, chloroplastic
Biological process (GO): protein localization to cortical microtubule cytoskeleton
Cellular component (GO): cortical microtubule
Source: RefSeq, a predicted model, not a curated record